AUGUCGAAGGUGGACGAGCCGGUGAUGGGCGUUCCGUUCUACGUCGUACAGAAUCCUUACCAAGCAGGCGCGAUCCCCCCAAACGCCGUCUAUGGCGACCCAAAGGGCAUUCCUAUCCACCAAACCAUUUACAGAGACACUCCCGCUCCCUUCAACUGCGUUUACUGUGGUAAUUCCGGACUUACCCACGUCAGAUCAAAGCCAAGCCUGGCAGCUGUUGUGGCUUGCAUGAUGCCUAUGUUUCUUGGAUGCUGCUUUCUUUUGCCUUCAUGCGACUGUCUCUGGCAUAAAUAUCAUCAUUGCCCAAGUUGCCAAGAGAAGGUUGGUGAUUUUGAGAAGUCAGAUCCUUGUAUUGUUGCGGAUCCUCCACACUGGACAGAACACAGCUUUGCACUGCCUGCAUGA
Messenger RNA from Prunus armeniaca (apricot), 405 nucleotides. NCBI's taxonomy places the organism in Eukaryota, Viridiplantae, Streptophyta, Magnoliopsida, Rosales, Rosaceae. The record is from the annotation of a GenBank genome assembly.